Owenia fusiformis is the source of this 10746-nucleotide messenger RNA. Lineage: Eukaryota; Metazoa; Annelida; Polychaeta; Sabellida; Oweniidae. The record is from the annotation of a GenBank genome assembly.
AUGGCUGAUGAUGAUACAAAGCAGAUAGAUCAGGACAUUAAAAAAACAAUUGAUAGGACAUAUAAACACCAGCUGCAGUUACUCUUUCAUAAAGGUGCCAAUGUCAAUGCUAGGGACAGUAAUGGCUGGACUGAAUUGAUGCAUGCUUGUAAUUCUGGCUCUCUGGAAUAUGCACAGUGGCUAACAGAGCAUGGUGCAGAUGUCAAUGCUACGGACAGUGAUGGUUGUACUGCAUUGAUGUUGGCUUGUAAGUCUGGCUCUCUAGAAUGUACACAGUGGUUAACAGAGCAUGGUGCAGAUGUCAAUGCUAGGAACAAUGCUGAUUGGACUGCAUUGAUGUAUGCUUGUAGAUCUGGCCCUCUGGAAUGUACACAGUGGUUAGCAGAGCAUGGUGCAGAUGUCAAUGCUAGGAACAAUGAUGGUAUGACUGCAUUGAUGUUGGCUUGUAAGAUUGGCUCUCUUGAAUGUACACAGUGGUUAACAGAUUAUGGUGCUGAUGUCAAUGCCAAGGACUAUGAGGGUUUGACUGUAUUGAUGAAUGCUUGUAAGUCUGGCUCUCUGGAAUGUACACAGUGGCUAACAGAGCAUGGUGCAGAUGCCAAUGCUAGGAGCAAUGGUGGUGUGACUGCAUUGAUGUUGGCUUGUAAGUCUGGCUCUCUGGAAUGUACACAGUGGUUAACAGAGCAUGGUGCAGAUGUCAAGGCUAGGAGCAAUGGUGAAAAGACUGCAUUGAUGCUGGCUUGUGAGUUUGGCUCUCUAGUAUGUACACAGUGGUUAACAAAGCAUGGUGCAGAUGUCAAUGCUAGGGACAGUGAUGGUUGGACUGGAUUGAUGUAUGCUUGUAAGUUUGGCUCUCUAGAAUGUAUAAAGGGGUUAAAAAAGCAUGGUGCAGAUAUCAAUGCUAGGAACAAUACUGGUUGGACUGCAUUGAUGUUUGCUUGUAAGUCUGGCUCCCUAGAAUGUACACAGUGGUUAACAGAGCAUGGCGCAGAUGUCAAUGCUGGGAACAAGUAUGGUAGGACUGCAUUGAUGCUUGCUUGUAGUUCUGGCUCUCAGGGAUGUGCACAGUGGUUAACAGAGCAUGGUGCAGAUGUCAAUGCUAGGAACAAUGCUGAUUGGACUGCAUUGAUGUUGGCUUGUAAGUCUGGCUCUCUGGAAUGUACACAGUGGUUAACAGAUAAUUGUGCAGAUGCCAAUGCUAAGAACAAUGAUGGUUGGACUGCAUUGAUGCAUGCUUGUAGUUCUGGCUCUCUGGAAUGUACACAGUGGUUGACAGAGCAGGGUGCUGAUGUCAAUGCUAGGAACAAGGCUGGUUGGACAGCAUUGAUGCUGGCUUGUGAGUUUGGCUCUCUGGAAUGUACACAGUGGUUAAUAAAGCAAGGUGCAGAUGUCAAUGCUGAGAACAAUGAUGGUUGGACUGCAUUGAUCCAUGCUUGUAGUUCUGGCUCUCUGGAAUGUACACAGUGGUUAACAGAGCUGGGUGCAAAUGUCAAUGCUAGUGGCAGGGUUGGUUGGACCGCAUUGAUGUUGGCUUGUAAGUCUGGCUCCAUGGAAUGUACACAGUGGUUAACAGAGCAUGGUGCAGAUGUCAAUGCUGUGAACAAGCAUGGUAGGACUGCAUUGAUGCUGGCUUGUAGUUCUGGCUCUCAGGGAUGUGCACAGUGGUUAACAGAGCAUGGUGCAGAUGUCAAUGCUGGGAACAAGUACGGUAGGACUGCAUUGAUGUGGGCUUGUAGUUCUGGCUCUCGGGGAUGUGCACAGUGGUUAACAGAGCAUGGUGCAGAUGUCAAUGCUAGGGACAAUUCUGGUUGGACUGGAUUGAUGUUGGCAUGUAAGUCUGGCUCUCUAGAAUGUACACAGUGGUUAACAGAGCAUGGUGUAGAUGUCAAUGCUAGGGACAGUGAUGGUUGUACUGCAUUGAUGUAUGCUUGUAGUUCUGGUUCUCUCGGAUGUGCACAGUGGUUAACGGAGCAUGGUGCAGAUGUCAAUGCUGGGGACAGUGAUGGUUGGACUGCAUUGAUGUCGGCUUGUAAGUUUGGCUCUCUGGAAUGUACACAGUGGCUAACAGAGCAUGGUGCGGAUGUCAAUGCUAGGAACAAUGAUGGUUUGACUGCAUUGAUGCAGGCUUGUGAGUCUGGCUCUCUUGAAUGUACACAGUGGUUGACAGAGCAGGGUGCUGAUGUCAAUGCGAGGAACAAGGCUGGUUGGACUGCAUUGAUGUCGGCUUGUAGAUCUAGCACACUGGAAUGUACACAGUGGUUAACAGAGCAUGGUGCUGAUGUCAAUGCUAGGGACAGUACUGGUGAGACUGUAUUAAUGCAUGCUUGUAAGUCUGGCUCUCUAGAAUGUACACAGUGGCUAACAGAGCAUGGUGCAGAUGUCAAUGUUAAGAACAAUGAUGGUUGGACUGCAUUGAUGCAUGCUUGUAACUCUGGCUCUCUAGAACAUGCACAGUGGCUAACAGAGCAUGGCGCUGAUGUCAAUGCUAGGGACAAUGAUGGUGAGACUGUAUUGAUGCAUGCUUGUAACUCUGGCUCUCUUGAAUGUACACAGUGGUUAUCAGAGCAUGGUGCAGAUGUCAAUGCCAAACACAAAGAUGGCAAAACUGAACUAAUGAUUGCUAUUGAGAAAAGGUCUCUUGAAUGGAUAAAGAUGUUCACAGACCAUGGUGCAGAUGUCAAUACCAUAAGCACUGAUUGUAAAACUGCAUUGAUGCAUGCUUGUGAGACUGGCUGUCUUGAAUAUACACAGUGGUUAACAGAGCAUGGUGCUGAUGUCAACGCCGUAGACAAUAAUGGUCGGACUGCAUUGAUGUCUGCUUGUAAUUCUCACUCUCUAGAAUGUGCACAGUGGUUAGUAGACAAUGGUGCUGACGUUAAUUCCAGGGAUAAAAAGAACCAAACUGAACUGAUGAUGAGCAUUCAGGACAGAUCCAUUGAAUGGGUCAGAAUAUUUACAGAUGCCUGUGCAGAUGUCAAUGCAACUGAUGAUUUUGGCAACACGGCAGUCUCUUACAUAACUAAGUCCAAUCCACAACAUAAAGAACUAUAUUCUAUCCUUACCAUACUGGGUGCUAAAGAUGAGGAUUACAAACAUUUCAAGUCAUUAAAUAGCAAUGCAACUGAUGAUAAACAGCAUGAAGCUACUAUAAAACUUGAUGCCAUAAAAGCUAAAUGGAAGCUUAAUUUAUCAUACCAGGCGAGGCAGUCUCUUUAUCAGAUUUGUUUGUCAAACAACCAGCAAUACACAUACACAAUGAAAAGAUUAAUUAAAGAUGAGAUCUUGCCUUCUAAGCUUUCAAACUUUAUCAUGUUCAAGGAACAAGAUGAUAUCAGUGAGAUUACAGCUAUCUUUGAAACUCUCGACAAAAGUCAAAAAAUAAAAAAUACCCAAAUAUAUGAGGAAAAAACAUUAACAGUAAAAAUGACAAAUAAUGCUGAUAAUGAAACAUUACAAGAAUGCACUAGAUUGAUUGAAGACUCUUGUGCAGAUUUCAAUACCAGGAGCUAUGCUGCUUGGACUUUACUGAUGCAUGCAAGUAGCUCUGGUUCAAUGGCAUAUACUCGGCUGUUAACAAACUAUUGUGCAGAGGAUUUUGCUGAUAAUGAAAAUGGUCAUGCUGCAUUGAUUCUUGCUUGCAAGUCUGGCUCACCUGAAAGUGUUGAAUGGUUAACUAACCAUGGUGCAGAUAUCAAUGCCAGGACCAAUGAUGGUUUGACUGUUCUGAUGCUUGCUACUGUGUAUCGUUUUCAGAAAUGUACUCAACUGUUAACAGCACAUGGUGCAGAUGUAAAUACCAGGGACAGUGAUGGUUGUACUGCAUUAAUGCAUGCUUGUAGGUAUGGCUCUCUGGAAUGUACACAGUGGUUAACAGAGCAUGGUGCAAAUGUCAAUGCUAGGGACAAUAAUGGUUGUACUGCAUUGAUGUAUGCUUGUAGUUCUGGCUCUCUGGAAUUUACACAGUGGCUAACAGAGCAUGGUGCUGAUGUAAAUACCAGGGACAGUGAUGGUUGGACUGCAUUGAUGUAUGCUUGUAAGUCUGGCUUACUUGAAAGUGUUCAGUGUUUAACUGUCCAUGGUGCAAAUGUCAAUGACAGAAACAAAGAAGGUUCUACUGCAUUGAUGUAUUCUUAUGAAUCUGGCUCUCCUGAAUGUGCUCAGUGGUUAGCAGGGCAUGGUGCAAUUAUCGAUAUCAGUAGCAGGAAUCAAUGUACUGCUGUGAUGCUGGCUUGUACAUCUGGCUCUCUGAAAUGUGAUCAUACUGCCCAAUGGUUAAAAGACCAUGGUGCAGACAUCAAUGCUGGUGAUAAUAUUGGCUGGACUGCAUUGAUGCAUGCUUGUAAGUCUGGCUCCCUUGAAUGUACAAAGUGGUUAGCAGAGCAUGGUGCAGAUGUCAAUGUUGGUGAUAAUAUUGGUUGGACUGCAUUGAUGCAUGCUUGUAGGUAUGGCUCUCUGGAAUGUACACAGUGGUUAACAGAGCAUGGUGCAAAUGUCAAUGCUAGGGACAAUAAUGGUUGUACUGCAUUGAUGUAUGCUUGUAGUUCUGGCUCUCUGGAAUUUACACAGUGGCUAACAGAGCAUGGUGCUGAUGUAAAUACCAGGGACAGUGAUGGUUGGACUGCAUUGAUGUAUGCUUGUAAGUCUGGCUUACUUGAAAGUGUUCAGUGUUUAACUGUCCAUGGUGCAAAUGUCAAUGACAGAAACAAAGAAGGUUCUACUGCAUUGAUGUAUUCUUAUGAAUCUGGCUCUCCUGAAUGUGCUCAGUGGUUAGCAGGGCAUGGUGCAAUUAUCGAUAUCAGUAGCAGGAAUCAAUGUACUGCUGUGAUGCUGGCUUGUACAUCUGGCUCUCUGAAAUGUGAUCAUACUGCCCAAUGGUUAAAAGACCAUGGUGCAGACAUCAAUGCUGGUGAUAAUAUUGGCUGGACUGCAUUGAUGCAUGCUUGUAAGUCUGGCUCCCUUGAAUGUACAAAGUGGUUAGCAGAGCAUGGUGCAGAUGUCAAUGUUGGUGAUAAUAUUGGUUGGACUGCAUUGAUGCAUGCUUGUAAGUCUGGCUCUCUGGAAUGUACACAGUGGUUAACAGAGCAUGGUGCAGAUGUCAAUGCCAGGGACAGUGAUGGUUGGACUGCAUUGAUGCAUGCUUGUAAGUCUGGCUCUCUGGAAUAUACACAGUGGUUAACAGAGCAUGGUGCAGAUGUCAAUGCCAGGGACAGUGAUGGUUGGACUGGAUUGAUGCAUGCUUUUCAGUCUAGCUCUCUAGAAUGUAAACAGUGGUUAACAGAGCAUGGUGGAGAUGUCAAUGCUAGGGACAAUGAUGGUUGGACUGCAUUGAUGCAUGCUUUUCAGUCUAGCUCUCUAGAAUGUACACAGUGGUUAACAGAGCAUGGUGCAGAUGUCAAUGCCAGGGACAGUGAUGGUUGGACUGGAUUGAUGCAUGCUUUUCAGUCUAGCUCUCUAGAAUGUAAACAGUGGUUAACAGAGCAUGGUGCAGAUGUCAAUGCUAGGGACAAUGAUGGUUGGACUGCAUUGAUGCAUGCUUUUCAGUCUAGCUCUCUGGAAUGUACAAAGUGGUUAACAGAGCAUGGUGCAGAUGUCAAUGCUAGGGACUAUUAUGGUAGGACUGCAUUGAUGUUAGCUUGUAGGUCUGCCUCUCUGGAAUGUACACAGUGGUUAACAGAGCAUGGUGCCGAUGUCAAUGCUAGGACCAAUGAUGGUUUAACUGUUCUGAUGCUUGCUACUGCGUAUCAUUCUCAGAAAUGUACUCAAUUGUUAACAGCACAUGGUGCUGAUGUAAAUGCCAGAGACAGUGAUGGUAGGACUGCAUUGAUGCAAGCUUUUCAGUCUAGCUCUCUGGAAUGUACAAUGUGGUUAACAGAGCAUGGUGCAGAUGUCAAUGCUAGGGACUAUUAUGGUAGGACUGCAUUGAUGUUGGCUUGUAAGUCUGGCUCUCUAGAAUGUACAAAGUGGUUAACAGAGCAUGGUGCAGAUAUCAAUGCUAGGGACCAUUAUGGUAGGACUGCAUUGAUGUUGGCUUGUAAGUCUGGCUCUCUGGAAUGUACACAGUGGUUAACAGAGCAUGGUGCAGAUGUCAAUGCUAGGAACAGUGAUGGUUGGACUGCAUUGAUGCAUGCUUUUCAGUCUGACUCUCUGGAAUGUGCAAAGUGGUUAACAGACCAUGGUGCUGAUGUCAAUGCCAAGGACAAUAAUGGUUGGACUGCAUUGAUGCAUGAUUGUAAGUCUGGCUCUCUAGAAUCUGCAAAGUGGUUAACAGAGCAUGGUGCUGAUGUCAAUGCUAGGGACAAUGCUGCUUGGACUGCAUUGAUGCUUGCUUGUGAGAUUGGCUCUCUGGAAUGUACACAGAGGUUAGGAGAGCAUGGUGCAGAUGCCAAUGCUAGGGACAGUGAUGGUUGGACUGCAUUAAUGUGGGCUUGUAAGUCUGGAUCUCUAGAAUGUACACAGUGGUUAGCAGAGCAUGGUGCAGAUGUCAAUGCUAGGGACAAUGGUGAUGUGACUGCAUUGAUGUGGGCUUGUAAGUUUGGCUCUGUGGAAUGUACACAGCGGUUAACAGAGCAUGAAGCAGAUGUCAAUGCUAGGGACAGUGAUGGUUGGACUGCAUUGAUGCAUGCUUGUAAAUUUGGCUCUCUUGGAUGUACACAGUGGUUAACAGACCAUGGUGCAGAUAUGAAUGCUAAGGACAUUUAUGGUUGGACUGCAUUGAUGCAUGCUUGUAAGUCUGGCUCUCUUGAAUGUAUUUGGUGGUUAACAGACCAUGGUGCUGAAGUCAAUGCUAGGAACAGUGAUGGUUGGACUGCAUUGAUGCAGGCUUGUAUAUCUGGCUCCUUUGGAUGCACACAGUUGUUAAUAGAGCAGGGUGCAAAUGUUGAUUCCAGAAUCAAUGGUUGUUCUGCACUGAUGCAUGCUUGUAAAUCUGGCUCUCUUGAAUGUACUCAGUGGUUAACAGACCAUGUUGCAGAUAUGAAUGCUAGGGACAGUGAUGGUUGGACUGCAUUAAUGCAUGCUUGUAGUUCUGGCUCUCCUGAAUGUACACAGUGGUUAACAGAUCAUGGUGCUGAUGUCAAUACUGGGGACAAUGCUGCUUGUUCUUCAUUGAUGCAUGCUUGUAAAUCUGGCUCUCUUGAAUGUACUCAAUGGUUAACAGACCAUGGUGCAGAUAUAAAUGCUAAGGACAGUGAUGGUUGGACUGCAUUAAUGCAUGCUUGUAGUUCUGGCUCUCUUGAAUGUACUCAGUGGUUAACAGAUCAUGGUGCAGAUAUGAAUGCUAGGGACAGUGAUGGUUGUACAGCAUCAAUGUUGGCUUGUAAGUCUGGCUCUCUGGAAUGUACGCAGUGGUUAACAGAGCAUGGUGCUGAUAUAAAUGCUAGGGACAAUGCUGCUUGGACUGCAUUGAUGCUUGCUUGUGAGGCUGGCUCUCUGGAAUGUACACAGUGGUUAGGAGAGCAUGGUGCAGAUGUCAAUGCUAGGGACAGUGAAGGUUGGACUACAUUGAUGUGGGCUUGUAAGUCUGGCUCUCUGGAAUGUACACAGUGGUUAACAGAGCAUGGUGCAGAUGUCAAUGCUGGGGACAGUACUGGUUUGACUGCAUUGAUGUAUGCUUGUAGUUCUGGGUCUCUUGAAUGUACACAGUGGUUAACAGACCAUGGUGCAAAUGUCAAUGCUAGGAACAUUGAUGGUUGGACUGCAUUGAUGUUGGCUUGUAGAUAUGGCUUUCUGGAAUGUACACAGUGGUUAACAGACCAUGGUGCUGAUGUCAAUAUCAAAGACAAAAGUGGUUGGACUGCAUUGAUGUAUGCUUGUAGUUCUGUAUCUCUUGAAUGCACACAGUGGUUAAUAGAACAUGGUGUUGAUGUCAAUGCUAAAGACUACAAUGGUUUGACUGCAUUGAUGUAUGCUUGCAAACUCAGGUCUGUGGAAUGUACAAAGUGGUUAACAGAGCAUGGUGCAGAUGUCAAUGCAAAGAGCAAUGAUGGGUUUUCUGCAUUGAUGUAUGCUUGCAAAUUCAGGUCUGUGGAAUGUACAAAGUGGUUAACAGAGCAUGGUGCAGAUGUCAAUGCCAAGAGCAAUGAUGGGUUUUCUGCAUUGAUGUAUGCUUGCAAAUUCAGGUCUGUGGAAUGUACAAAGUGGUUAACAGAGCAUGGUGCAGAUGUCAAUGCCAAGAGCAAUGAUGGGUUAUCUGCAUUGAUGUAUGCUUGCAAAUUCAGGUCUGUGGAAUGUACAAAGUGGUUAACAGAGCAUGAUGCAGAUGUCAAUGCCAAGAGCAAUGAUGGGUUUUCUGCAUUGAUGUAUGCUUGCAAAUUCAGGUCUGUGGAAUGUACAAAGUGGUUAACAGAGCAUGGUGCAGAUGUCAAUGCCAAGAGCAAUGAUGGUUUUUCUGCAUUGAUGCAUGCUCGUUAUUCUGGGUGUCUGGAAUGUACUCAGUGGUUGACAGAGCAUGAUGCAAGUAUCAAUGCUGGUAAAAAAAAAUAUCUGCAGACUUCAUUGGUGGAAAAGGUUAGGAAAAGACCAUUUAAGAAACUGGAACUACGACAUGAGGAUCUGCUUCAAAGAAUUCCUGUUGUGAAGUUCUAUGGUAUGGAAAAGGAUGGCUGCUAUGCUAUACACAUAGUUGAUGGAUGUGUCAAGAAGACAUCAGCUUUCAUACAGCAACAAAUACCAGGGUACCAAUUUCGCUUCGUUCCCUGGAGGAAGGAUGAAAGUAUCGAGUUACUCAGGGGAUGUACAGGAGGACCUUUACACAGCAGGGAACGUCAACUUAGUGACGAAGGUAUCGUUGACAAUUUUGUGACAUAUCCACAUGGUACUAUUGGGGGGAUGGCCUCACUCACUAACAAAACUGAUAGCACUAAAGAUGAAAUGUAUGUUCUCACUGCCAACCAUGUGGUAGGAAAAGACCAUCCUAAUAAAGAAUAUAUUUCUUGGUCAAAUGAAAAUCAAAGUGAUAAACAAAUAAUAGGCACAACAGUUCCAUAUCGAAUACCUUUGAAAAUGAUCAAAAACGAGGAGUUGAAGAAGGGACAACCUUCAAAUGAAUUAAGUGAUAGCUGUGAUGCUGAAAAGAAAGAUAACAAUUAUGCCAGAGAAAAAUUAAUCAUUGAAAAUAAAAACAGUUACAGAGAUAAUCAUACAAAUCAGGAUGAAAACAACAUUGACAUAUUCUCUGAUAAUAAUUGUCAAGCUAUCAAUCUUAGUAAGGAGAGUGGGAAAGAAGAACAUUACCAACAGUUUGACAUCGCUUGUAUCAGGGUAGACAAUCAAAAUAUUUAUGCACAAUAUGAAGGUUGUUCUAAGUGCUGUACUGUAAUGACUAAUUCUGUCAUUGGGAAUGAGAACAAGAUCCAUUGUGAAGAAAAGAAAUAUACUGACCUGACUGCUGAAGAAGAUGGGAUGAAAAUGAUGGUAGACUCUAUAGUGAUAAAGUUAGGAUCAGACAAAAGGGCCAUGAAAGGGAGAGUUGUAAAUGUUGGUGCAGCAGGUGAAAUUAAACUUAACAAAAAGUCUGCAUGGGUCAGAAACAUGAUUACCAUAUGCGCAGAAAGUUUAGAUUCCGAUACUGAUUCUGACAUUACAUUUACACAAAAGGGAGACAGUGGCACUAUAGUUUGUUUAAAACCUGGGGAUAACUCCAGUGGAAACCAUCAACCAGACUGUUGGAUGAUAUUUGCUGGUUGGGAUAGGAGAAAUGAGUUCAAUAUGUGUAAACAUUCUGUGUCUCUAGCAUUCUCUGUGAGUGGUGCCCUAAACAAUUUGAAUAAACAAGCCAAUGACAGCAAUGACUCUUUUGAUAGAACAUUCAAAUUGUCCUGCUGCAAGAGUGUCAUUCAAUCUUCAGCCUGUGUCUCACAAAGGGACAGCCACACAUGGACUGAAAGCCAAGAAUCAAUUAGUAUUUCGCAAAAUGCCAGUGAAAGCCCAGAAACAUCAAUUAGAGUUUCACAAAGUGCCAGUGAAUCAGAAAAUAAAGGCACUGCCUUAGCAAUCAGUGUGAAAGAAUCAAACAAUGAAGAUUCAGAAAGUAGAGAUAGUAUAUUCAGAAGAAUGUGGAGAAUGUUAUGCUGCAAAAAAAUGAUUCAAAUGCCAACCAAUGCUCCACAAAUAGAUUUUGUUGAGACUUUUACCAAGUCUGGCCCUAGUAAGUUAGAAGAGAACAAUAAGGACAAUGGAGGACUUCAAAACUCAUUGAGUGCCUCACAAAGACACAAAAGUGAGUCAGAAAACAAAAGAACUUCCUGUGUGACAGGAAUAACAGACAGUAGUAGUAAGGCAGAAGAUGAAGGUUCUCCACUUUCUCAGAAUGACAAAAGUGAGUCAGAAAAAGAAAGUACGGAAGGAAUAACAGACAGAAAAAACUUAUCAAGUAGACCAGGUCUAUAUAAUAGCUAUUGGGCCAAUUAUUACUUCAAGCGAUCUGAUGUGUCUGACAGUUGUAGUGAAUCAGAAGAUGAAGUCACACCACUAUUAAGCAGCAAUGCACAUUGAUGACAAUAAGUGAUGGCAACACUAACAGAAUUUAUAUCUGUAUUUUAUGUGCUUUGCUUCUUCAUUAUCUUUUGAUGGAUAGUGAGAUUUAGAUUAUCUAAGAGUGAAAGGUGGAGUGAAAAAUAUGGCUUAAUAUCUUGGAUAGUUUACUAAAUCUGCUAAAAUAUGUCUUAAAAUCCCCUUAGUCUACCUAAAGUAGUUAAAAUCUUAAUUAUAUAGCAUAAUAUAUACUGUAUAUAGACAAUAUACAGGGUG